GUUCGCGGCUGGCGCUGCUCCCAGCAGCCGGGCAGGGGAGCUCUGUGGCGCCUCUCAUCCCCGCUCGCACGUAGAGCAGAGCGGAGCGGGACGGGCGAGGACGGGGGCGGAUUCACACACGCAGCAGCAGCAGCCGGUGCAGUUUCAGGCGCUCUGUCCAUCUAGGGCGCACAUCUCUAUCUCCCCCCCUCCUCCUGCUCCAGGGCUGCUCUGGCGGUGCCUCCCCCUCUCCAAGCCUCCAUCUGCGGCUGGGGCUGCCCGCUCCUCCCCAGCGCGCCUCGCUGGGCUCCGGAGCGCAGCCCGGGUCAGGCAGAGAGCGGCUGCCGCAGCUCCGGAGCAGGGAGCGCGGAGAGCCCUGCCAGCCAGCGCGCACCCAUGCGCUAAGGGAGCGGAGCGCACAGCAGCCGCAGCGGGGAGGCAGGCGACGGCACCGGCUGCGGAAGAGGAUGCGGGGCUCGGGCGCCCGGGCAAGGGCAGCGGGGCUGGGCUGCAGCGGCGGCGGCUCCCCGGCUCCCUUCUGGACGUGCCUCCUGCUGUGCGGAGCGCUGCGGAGCCUGCUGGCCAGCCCCAGCAACGAAGUGAAUUUACUGGACUCACGCACCGUCAUGGGGGAUCUGGGAUGGAUAGCCUAUCCAAAAAAUGGGUGGGAAGAAAUUGGUGAGGUGGAUGAAAAUUAUGCUCCAAUACACACAUAUCAAGUGUGCAAAGUAAUGGAACAGAAUCAGAACAACUGGCUUCUGACUAGCUGGAUCUCCAAUGAAGGAGCCUCCCGGAUCUUCAUUGAACUCAAGUUCACUCUGAGGGACUGUAACAGUCUUCCAGGAGGACUCGGGACUUGCAAAGAGACUUUCAAUGUGUAUUACUUUGAAUCGGAUGACGAAGACGGGAGGAACAUCAAAGAAAACCAGUACAUCAAGAUCGACACCAUUGCCGCGGAUGAGAGCUUCACAGAGCUCGACCUUGGAGACCGAGUCAUGAAGCUGAACACUGAGGUCAGAGAUGUUGGGCCUUUGACCAAAAAGGGAUUUUACUUGGCUUUCCAGGAUGUAGGUGCCUGCAUCGCCCUGGUGUCCGUGCGAGUGUAUUACAAAAAGUGCCCUUCCGUUAUCCGUAACCUGGCCCUCUUUCCUGAUACCAUCACUGGGGCAGAUUCCUCCCAGCUGCUGGAAGUGUCUGGCUCAUGUGUGAACCACUCUGUGACCGAUGAGCCUCCAAAGAUGCACUGCAGUGCCGAAGGGGAAUGGCUGGUGCCCAUUGGAAAAUGCAUGUGUAAGGCAGGGUACGAAGAGAAGAACAGCACCUGUCAAGUCUGCAGACCUGGAUUCUUCAAGGCCUCUCCCCAGAGCCCAUCCUGCAGUAAAUGCCCCCCUCACAGCUACACACACGAGGAAGCAUCCACCUCCUGUCUGUGUGAAGAACACUAUUUCAGAAGGGAGUCGGACCCACCCACCAUGGCCUGUACAAGACCCCCCUCAGCUCCUCGGAAUGCCAUCUCAAAUGUUAACGAGACUAGUGUCUUCCUGGAAUGGAUUCCCCCGGCUGACACUGGUGGAAGGAAAGAUGUGUCUUAUUAUAUUGCAUGCAAGAAGUGCAGCUCCCACUCGGGGCUGUGUGAGGCGUGUGGCAGUCAUGUCAGGUACCUCCCCCAGCAAAUCGGCCUGAAAAACACCUCUGUCAUGAUGGUGGACCUGCUUGCUCACACAAACUAUACCUUUGAAAUUGAGGCAGUGAACGGAGUGUCCGACCAGAGCCCUGCAGCGCGGCAGUAUGUAGCUGUAAAUGUAACCACAAAUCAGGCAGCACCGUCUCCAAUCAGUAUUGUGAAAAAAGGCAAGAUAGCUAAAAAUAGCAUCUCCCUUUCCUGGCAGGAGCCGGAUCGACCCAACGGCAUCAUCCUGGAGUAUGAAAUCAAAUAUUUUGAAAAGGAUCAAGAGACCAGCUACACUAUCAUCAAAUCGAAAGAGACGAAGAUCACGGUGAAUGGCUUGAAACCAGCGUCGACAUAUAUCUUCCAAAUUCGAGCGCGCACGGCAGCAGGAUAUGGUGGCUUCAGUCGAAGAUUUGAGUUUGAAACCAGCCCAGUGUCAGUAGCUGCAUCCAGUGAUCAGAGCCAGAUUCCUAUAAUUGCUGUGUCAGUGACAGUGGGAGUUAUCCUGUUGGCGGUUGUGAUUGGUUUCCUUCUCAGUGGAAGUUGCUGCGAUUAUGGCUGUGGGUGGGCUUCUUCCCUGCGUGCUGUUGCAUAUCCAAGCCUAAUAUGGCGAUGUGGAUAUAGCAAAGCUAAACAAGAUCCAGAAGAAGAAAAGAUGCAUUUUCAUAAUGGCCAUAUUAAAUUGCCUGGAUUAAGGACUUAUAUUGACCCACAUACGUAUGAAGACCCCAAUCAAGCCGUCCAUGAAUUUGCCAAGGAAAUUGAAGCUUCAUGCAUAACAAUUGAAAGAGUUAUCGGAGCUGGGGAAUUCGGAGAAGUUUGUAGUGGGCGUCUGAAACUGCCUGGAAAACGCGAGUUUCCAGUGGCCAUAAAAACCCUCAAAGUGGGCUACACUGAAAAGCAAAGACGAGAUUUCCUGGGGGAAGCAAGCAUCAUGGGACAGUUCGACCAUCCCAAUAUCAUUCACUUGGAAGGUGUUGUCACAAAAAGUAAGCCAGUAAUGAUAGUGACAGAGUAUAUGGAGAAUGGCUCUCUCGACACAUUUUUAAAGAAGAACGAUGGGCAGUUCACUGUCAUUCAGCUGGUUGGGAUGCUGAGAGGCAUUGCAUCAGGCAUGAAGUACCUGUCAGACAUGGGUUACGUACAUAGAGACCUUGCUGCCAGAAACAUCCUCAUCAACAGCAAUUUAGUGUGCAAAGUGUCUGACUUCGGGCUCUCCAGAGUCCUAGAAGAUGACCCUGAAGCAGCGUACACAACAAGGGGAGGGAAGAUCCCGAUCAGAUGGACAGCCCCAGAAGCCAUCGCCUUCCGCAAAUUCACCUCGGCCAGCGACGUCUGGAGCUAUGGGAUAGUGAUGUGGGAAGUAGUGUCUUAUGGAGAGAGACCCUACUGGGAGAUGACCAAUCAAGAUGUGAUAAAAGCUGUGGAGGAGGGCUACCGUUUGCCAAGUCCCAUGGACUGCCCGGCUGCUCUUUACCAGCUAAUGCUCGACUGCUGGCAGAAAGAUCGGAACAGCAGGCCCAAAUUUGACGAAAUUGUCAGCAUGUUGGACAAGCUCAUCCGUAACCCGAGCAGCUUGAAGACACUGGUUAAUGCGUCGAGCAGAGUGUCAAAUUUAUUAGUAGAACAUAGCCCCUUGGGAAGUGGCACCUACAGAUCCGUAGGUGAAUGGCUGGAAGCCAUCAAAAUGGGACGGUACACGGAGAUCUUCAUGGAAAAUGGAUACAGUUCAAUGGAUGCCGUGGCUCAGGUGACCUUGGAGGAUUUGAGGCGGCUUGGAGUGACACUUGUUGGUCACCAGAAGAAGAUAAUGAGCAGCCUUCAAGAGAUGAAGGUCCAGUUGGUGAAUGGGAUGGUGCCAUUGUAACUUGGUUUUAAAGUCACUUUCUCAAGUGAUUGACCCUGCACUUUGUAAACUAGCCCUGAGAUUUAUUAUAAGAAAAAAGAAAAAAAAAGGGAAAGUCGGUUAUUUCUAUAACUGAAGGACAUUGGCUGGCCUCUGCCGCAUAAUUUGUAAUCAGUGUUUGACUAAAAUUUUCCUUUCCUUCCUAUUUGUGUCUUCAUGAAGUAAAUGUAACAUGCAUGGAAAUGGAUCUACUGUACAUGAGGGUAACCAUUUUCUUAUGCUUCAGCAACAACAAGAAGAAAAAGCCUUCCCACCACACUUUGUCUGUACAUGGAAUAUAUAGAGAGCACCUUUAUAUACUGAAUUAUGGCAGCACAUGUUAAUACUUCCAAGGACUUACUUGAAUGGAAAAGUUUUGUAGCCAUUCAUGGGCUAAGAAAAGCUGCAGUUUACUGAAGUUUACUUCGAGUCUUAAUUGUCUACAGAAGUGUAUUGAAGAGCAAUAUGAUUAGAUUAUUUCUUGAUAGAUAUUUUGUUUUGUAAAUUUAAAAAAAUGCUGUUACACAGCGUUAAGUUAUAGAGACUAGUGUAGAAACAUGUUACUUGUUCAGUGGCAAAUACAAUACAGGGUGUAUAUUUUUCCCCCUCUGUGUUAUAAAGUUCCUUUUAAUUUGCUCUUCUGGGAGAUGAAUACAUGAGUAAUAUGUAUAUACUGUACAGUUUGCUACACAUCCAGGUACAAGGAUUUUUGGUUAGAUUUGGUUUUGGUUGGUUUGGUUUGGGUUGUUUUGUGCUACCACUUUCUUGUAUUUUUGCUGCUCUUUGGUUCAAACAACAUAUAACAACAAAGCUUUCAGGAGUUUUAAUUACAUAUGUGAGGUCACAAGCAUGCGUUUCAAUAAAAGUCAUUUCUCCCUCUAUUUCUACAUGAGCUCUGGAUAUUAAAGGGCAGAUUUCAAAAGCAUAAAUGGGAGUUAGCCAUCCAACUCACAUUGACUUUCAAUGGCAACUGGGUACCUAAUUUCUUCUAUACCUUUGAAAGUCUCCCCCUAAAAUAUCUAGCCUGGCUCAGCACUCCUGUGUACUGUAACCAAUCUGCUGCAAACGGACUUAAUCUCAGGGACCCAUGUGCUUCCAAGCCAGCUGGGUCUGGGUGGAGACUAGUCACUGUUUUUAGCUCUGGGUCUAUAGAGCAUACUCCCAGGCUCAGACCUCUUGUCUUGAGCCCUUCCUUGGCUUGUCAGUCCACCACCCUAGUCAAUAAAACCGGUGUCUCUGACUUCCCGAGCCACUCAGUUGCUUACACACGCUCGCCCAGAACUCCACUGAGGCUGUGGAUUCUCUGGGGUAUGAGGUUAACGCCUUAAAGGACAACAUGGCAAGGAAGCAGGGAGCACAAGCUUAGGCAAGGAAUCUCUUCACCACAGACACUUUACUCUUCAAAACAUUGCAGUUACAGAGCAUCAGAAAAUAACGGAAGCCCUGAGUGCUCCAUUAUUCUGAUCUUACUGCUCUUGUGAGCCUGUGGUCUGGACAAAGUCCCUCCUGCCCUCUUGUUCCACCAAGCCUUUUGUUCUGUGGUGAUGGUCAGUCCCCCAACUCAGAGCAGCACCCCUUCUUAAGUGCAGUCUCUGUCUCCUUCGCCCAGGUGCUCCUCUGGAAAGCUUAUCCCUCCCCUUCAUCAGGCUGCAGUGUAGAAAAAACAUUGUUCCAUUGGGUCAGCAGUUGGGAGACAAUCAAAGUGGACAGCCCUAGACUGCCAUAUUGAUGCUUUCUCCUAAUGUCCCUUCAGUGAGAUGUCAAGCAGCUUUCCUGGGUAGGGUGUCUGCAAAACAAUUCAAUAACCUGCCCUUGGUUAAGGUUAGGCUUGUGUUCGGCACAUGAUACAAAAUGGAGUUCCUAACACAAGAUGGAGGUUACAAUUUGAUUCUUUGCAGUGUGGUAGCCAUGUUGAUCCCAGGAUAUGAGAGAGCCAAGGGGGGUGAGGUAAUCGUUUAAUGGACCAACUUCAA
Messenger RNA from Chelonoidis abingdonii (Abingdon island giant tortoise), 5506 nucleotides. RefSeq names its product EPH receptor A5 (gene EPHA5). NCBI's taxonomy places the organism in Eukaryota, Metazoa, Chordata, Testudines, Testudinidae. Gene Ontology annotation, cellular component: plasma membrane; dendrite. The record is from RefSeq and is a predicted model, not a curated record. Gene Ontology annotation, biological process: axon guidance; ephrin receptor signaling pathway; protein phosphorylation. Gene Ontology annotation, molecular function: protein binding; ATP binding; transmembrane-ephrin receptor activity.